AUGAUAUUCCGCAAGUUCUGGCAACAUGAUCCCCCGAGGUUCAGGGGUGAGCACGACCCUUCUACUGCUGAGUUGUGGCGCACUGAGGUGGAGAGGAUAUUCGACACCAUGCAGUGUCCGAGUGAGCAGAGAGUCUUGUUAGCCACUUUCCUUCUGCAGGGCAAGGCUUGGCAUUGGUGGUCAUCAGUAUCGAGGAUGGCUGGGCCCAAUUUUGUUUGGAUUUUGGAGGAAUUCGUGGUCCGCUUCGACCAGAAGUUCUUCCCUGAGCAUGUUCGUGAUCAGUGGGCUAUGAAGUUCGAGACUCUAGUCCAGGGAGAUAUGACAGUGUCUCAGUAUGAGGCCCGUUUUGUAACGCUUUCCAAAUUCGCUCCCUAUCUUGCCGACAACGAGAGGAGGAGGGCUCGCUGUUUCCAAAAUGGUUUGCAUCCUGCUCUCCGCAGUCGCGUGGUGGGACAUUACUUGAUGACGUUUGAUCAGGUCAUUCACAGAGCGUUGGUAUAUGAGGAGGACUGGGCCAUGUCCUAG
This is a messenger RNA of Magnolia sinica, 525 nucleotides long. RefSeq lists its product as uncharacterized. The transcript has a single exon. Bases 1 to 525 code for a protein of 174 amino acids. The record is from RefSeq and is a predicted model, not a curated record. NCBI's taxonomy places the organism in Eukaryota, Viridiplantae, Streptophyta, Magnoliopsida, Magnoliales, Magnoliaceae.